GACGCAGGCUUCACAUCGGCUGAUGACCGUUCACAACAAAGACGAAAAGCAGAUUUUUAUUUUGAGUCAGCGCAGUUUCAUCAGAUAACCGCUAUAUUAUUCCGGGUCAAAAAGAGAAAAAACGACCGCUAUCGACUUGAUAAGUGGGAAGUCCACCAUGUUGGUUAUCCACGAGCCCACAGGCUGAAGAGGUCUGAUCAGUUGGGAGUGCUGGGAACCGAGAGAUGGGGAACUCAGCCACCAAGUUCCGCAAGGCACUGAUCAGUGGAGACGAGGUUCUGGCCUAUCAGCUCUAUGAGGGAAACCCUCAGUUCAAAGAGUCUCUAGACCCCAACACCUCAUAUGGGGAACCUUACCAACACAACACCCCGCUCCAUUAUGCUGCCAGACAUGCCAUGACACGUAUACUCAGGUCCUUCCUCUUCAGCAAAGAUGGGAACCCCAACAAACGAAAUGUGCAUAAUGAGACUGCACUGCACGUUUUGUGCAUGGGGCCGCAUAUCCUGCUAUCAGAAGGGGCACUGCAGCCGCGUCUGGCCUGGCGCUAUGAAGAUGAGCGCAGACGGGCUGAGUGCCUCCAGAUGAUCUUAAAAUGGACUGGCGCCAAACUGGAUCGUGGUGAAUAUGAGAGCGCAGACAUCAGUGCCACUGAUAACAAGAAGAACACCCCACUGCACUACGCUGCUGCCUCAGGGAUGAAGACAUGUGUGGAGUUUUUGGUGAAGCGUGGUGCAGACCUAUUUGCUGAGAAUGAAUACAAGGAGACCCCAUGUGACUGUUCGGAGAGGCAGCACCAUAAUGAGCUUGCACUCAGUCUGGAGUCUCAGAUGGUCUUCUCCACCGACCCCCACGCUGAGGAUAUCGAGGCAGAGUAUGCUGCUUUAGACCGCAGGGAGUUUUAUGAAGGUUUGCAAGUGCAGGACCUCAGGAGACUGAAGGACAUGUUGAUAGUGGAGACGGCAGACAUGCUGCAAGCUCCUCUCUUCACCGCAGAGGCUCUUCUCCGCGCUCAUGACUGGGACAGGGAGAAACUUUUGGAAGCUUGGAUGUCUAACGCUGAAGACUGCUGCCAACGCUCAGGUGUUCAGAUGCCCACUCCCCCACCCAGAGGCUUCAACACCUGGGACACGCUGCCCUCACCCCGUACACCUCGCACAACUCGCUCAUCCAUCACCUCCCCGGACGAGAUCAGCUUGACCCCUGCUGACGAUGAUCGCUCCCUGUGCGGAAUUUGUAUGUGUGCAGCCUCUAUGUUUGAGGAGCCUGUUGAUAUUCCAUGUGGCCACGAGUUCUGCAGAGGAUGCUGGGAAAGCUUUUUGAAUCUGAAGAUCCAGGAGGGGGAGGCCCAUAACAUCUUCUGCCCAGCAUAUGACUGCUUCCAGCUGGUUCCUGUUGAGGUCAUUGAGAGCAUUGUGUCCAGAGAGAUGGACAAACGUUAUCUGCAGUUUGACAUCAAGGCAUUUGUUGAGAAUAACCCUGCCAUCCGGUGGUGCCCGCGGGCUGGCUGUGAUAGAGCGGUGCGUUUGGCCGGACAGGGGCCAGGUGCCAGCACCUCUGACCAGCUGAGCUUCCCUCUUCUCCAGGCCCCUGCGGUGGACUGUGGCAAGGGCCAUCUCUUCUGCUGGGAGUGCCAAGGAGAAGCACAUGAACCUUGUGGCUGCCAAACAUGGAAGAUGUGGCUUCAGAAGGUCACUGAUAUGAAACCAGAAAAACUGGCAGAUGUAAGUGAGGCAUAUGAAGAUGCUGCCAACUGCCUGUGGUUACUCACCAACUCCAAACCCUGUGCCAACUGCAAAUCUCCCAUUCAGAAGAAUGAGGGCUGUAACCACAUGCAAUGUGCCAAGUGUAAAUAUGAUUUCUGCUGGAUCUGUCUGGAGGAGUGGAAAAAACACAGUUCCUCUACUGGAGGAUAUUACCGCUGCACACGCUAUGAGGUCAUUCAGCAGGUGGAGGAGCAGUCCAAAGAGAUGACCGUUGAGGCUGAGAAGAAACACAAAAACUUCCAGGAACUGGACCGCUUCAUGCAUUAUUACUCACGCUUUAAGAAUCAUGAGCACAGCUACCAGUUAGAAGAACGCCUUCUUAAGACGGCCAAAGACAAGAUGGAACAACUGAGCAAAGUUCUUAGUGGAAGAGAAGGAGGCCCUCCAGACACUACUUUCAUUGAAGAUGCAGUGCAUGAACUACUUAAGACUCGCCGUAUUCUCAAAUGCUCUUACCCUUACGGGUUCUUUCUGGAGCCCAAAAGCACAAAGAAGGAAAUAUUUGAACUUAUGCAGACUGACUUGGAAAUGGUAACUGAAGACCUUGCACAAAAAGUAAACCGGCCUUACCUCCGCACCCCUCGUCACAAGAUAAUCCGUGCUGCCUGCCUGGUGCAGCAAAAAAGGCAGGAGUUUCUGGCUUCUGUGGCAAGAGGUGUGGCCCCCAACGAUUCACCUGAGGCCCCUCGACGCAGUUUUGCUGGUGGAACAUGGGACUGGGAGUACUUGGGUUUUGCCUCUCCAGAGGAGUAUGCAGAGUUCCAGUACAGACGUAGACACAGGCAACGCAGGCGUGGAGACAUGACCAGCCUCCGAAGCAACACACCGGAUCCUGACGACUUAAGCCACAGCACUUUAGACACACAAGAGAUUGGUGACUGUCAGAGACAGGGAAUGCCAAUGCCUCAUAGUUCCCUGGAUGAGGAUGAUCCAAAUAUCCUGUUGGCCAUCCAGCUAUCUCUUCAGGAGUCUGUACUGGCUGCAAGUAGUGUUGGUGUUGAUGCUCAAGAGAUACUCGCCAGUGAGGCAUCACUGGGGGCCAUCGGAACAUCCCUACCUACACGACUGGACCCGGUGCUGUGCGGGAUAGAUGUGCCCCGUGCUGCCCUGAGCAGCUCUGAGCUGUUGGAGGUGGGUGACAGUCUGAAGAAGCUGGGUAAUAUCAGUGGGCAGAAUCUCCCUCUGCGUUAUGACAACCUCAACAAUCCUAUCCACGAGUCUGGAGAGGGCCCCUUCCCAGGUUCGUCUGGACGCAUGGAGACCUCUGACUUCAGUUCAGACAACGCCAACCUUCUAGGCAACAUCAUGGCCUGGUUUCAUGACAUGAAUCCCCAGAAUAUCAGUUUGGUUCCCUCAGCCAGUGCAACGCAUCAAGAAUUCAGUGCACAGUCAGCGAGGAUGACAUCAGAGCAUCAGACUGCAGAGUGUGCCAUUCCACAAUGGACAGCGGUGGGCAGUAGAGAGCAAGAGUGCGAGUAUGGCACCAGUGGCGCCACCGGAGAGCGCGAACCUGUAAGGCCUACGCAGCUUGACCUAGUAGGUCUUGAUGUGUCUCUGGUACCUCCUUCGUCUGUCGAGUUAGGGGAAACUCCAAGCGGUUCCAACCCCUGUCACUCUGACACAGCAAAAUGUGACUCAGACCCUGACCAGCCUAGCAGUAGCUCCUCUGAAUGGGAGGGACAAGUACAUCUUGUAUGAAAUGCUGACUCCACCCACUAGCUAAGUCACUUUUUGACGUGAAGUAUCUGACAGAUUUGAACCCAAGGAAACAAGAUUAAUCAUGACAAGAUAAGCUUUCGUAGAUGUAAUGUCAGAUAUGUAGAAUUUGAAGCCGUGUUUUAAGAGUACACAAAUGUGACUGACCUCUGUAAAUGUGUUCUUUGCUUACUGAAAACUCUUUCCAGUCAUGGAGUGUUAAACACUUGUAAAGAGUCAGCAACUGAACCAGAAAGCGCUACGAAAUCCCAGACAGAAAUGGAUGUGUGGUAAUCUUGUGCAGGUAGCCAGAUUGUAGGGUUCCUGUCUGAUUGCUAUCAAUGAGAAAAAUCUACUGCAAAGAACAGGACGGUACAGACAUCUGUGUGUGUUUUCUGUUUUUAUCCAUGAUUACAAGGAUGUAAAACAUACUGUAUGUGCCAAAAACACUGCUUAGCACAUGCCGAGUUCACUAGCUCCCAGUGGACCGUGUGCUGAUCUUGUCUGCUGCUGAGGGCUUAGUCGCCCUGUCGAGUACACUAUCCUUCCUUUGAACGAGACCUGUAGGAUUAGAGAAGUAUACAUUGGCAUCUCUCUCAAAAGAGCAGGGCUGUUCUGUGGUUCUGAUAAUUCCAGCAAUUAAGAGAACAGUUAGAUGCAGUCUAUUUUUCUUGUUUUAGUCAAUCGUAAUCACUGUAAUCCGUCACUGGUAAAUUUGAAUUGAAAGUAUUGGCGAGGCUGAACUCAGUGUAGGAGUGCCGAGCUGGUUCUGUCAAAUAUUUUCUCUUCACAACUUAUCACAGUGCCUUUUCUGUGAAACUUCUCUUUAUUUAUAGCCACACUCUUUUGCGCUCUGAGCUUAGAGUGUGUGAAGUUCCAUCACACAUCAUUGUACAUUCAGGUGGCAAUUUAGCAAACAGCCUCUGAGGUCAAUGUUUUUAAAAGACAUUUUUGUAUAUGUUCAGUUGUCCUUUAGCAUGCCUUUGGUCCCUUUUCCCUGGGUGUUGUUAAAGGAAUUAUUUCAAACAGAAAGAAUGAACUAACUCAUAGACGCAUUGCGAUUUACCUGGAUUAUAUCCAUCUAUAUUUAAUGUGGAGAUACUAUACACCGCAUGCUAAUUUGGUAUACAAGACAUGUGGCCACAAUGUGUAACAUUCAGGGUUUACAAGGGUAGGCCUAAAGGGGAUAAUCAAUGAGUGCCAACUUUAAAGGUAUAGUUUAAUACAAAAAAAUUAAUGUUAUCUGAUCAUUUACGCGCCCUCAUGUUGUUCCAAUCCUUUAUGAUUUUCUUUAUUCUGUAAGAACACAGUCAAAGAAGUUAAACAGAAUGAUCACAUUGCUCUUUUCUAUUCAAUGACACUGAAUUGUGACCAGUAGCUGUUAAGCAUAAGAAUCCUGCCUAAUGUCUCCUUUUGUUUUCCAUGGAAGAAAGACAGCCAUAUGAGUUUGGAACAACACGAGGGCACGUAAAAAAUAACAGUAUUGUUUUGGUGAGCUAUUCCUUUAAAAAGUCUUUAGCCCACUACAAAUCCAUAGAUGCAAUCUUGAUACAUGUCAGAUACAUUCUUCCAAGAAUCGUAAAACAGAAAUAGAACCAGGAAAAUCAAGAUUUCAUGUAUUUCUCUUUCUGUUUCAAGACACUUCUGUUAUCUUUUUUUAAUAAAUACAGGUCUUAUCAAUGGAUCCUUUAAAGGUGUGUGGCAAAGGCACACUUAUAUGAUGCCAAGCAGCUGUAUUAGCUGUAGAUAGCACAUUUCUACAGAUGGUGGAUUCAGUUUUUCUACAAUUAAUGCAACUGUGGUAUUUAUCUUCAAUAAAUUAUGGAAAUGAAAUUUCUAUUGUUUAAAAUUGAAGGUCAUUCUAUAAAGUGGAUGAAAUUGAAGGUUGAUGUAAAGAAAAAAAGAAAACAAAUGAGCAACAAUAUAUAUAUAUAUAGAUAUAGUAUAUAUCAAACUGUAAUAACACAUUGCCACUUUUGAAUAUUUGCUUAUUAAAAAUGUGAUGGCUGAUUUAAGUGUUAAAAGCCGUUAAAAAAAAUUUACAGAAUGUUUUUCAUUUGCUUUCAUUUACUGCGAACACCUGGCCAACUUUAUAUCAAAUGAAACUCAGCUACAUUGUUCAGCUUAAUCACAGCAGCACUGAAUUUUAAACACUUCAGAAGAAUUGCACAAAAUUAGCACACACUUCAGCCUUCAAAUAAGCCACUUUAUUUGAUAGGUUUGCUGUCAUUUUGGCACUUUUAACUUGAUUUGAUUGAGCAGGUGUCUGAUGUAUUACUGUAGGCUUAAAGGAAUAUGUAUGUUGAGUCUGACCUUAUGACCUAAAGCAGAAUUGCAUUGCAUAAUUAUAACUUUGCAAAAUGAAGGCAAACCUGUUUGUAAAGAGGUAUUUUGAGACUUGAAAUAAUUUCACAGGAUUCGUGAAAAUUUGCGGGUGUACACAUUGUUUUUAACUUUAUGCAUGUGUGAUCCGAAUCAUUUAAGCUUGAUAAAUUGCAGUAUAUCUUCAGAGUAAUGUAUGUCGCUAAAGGUUGAGGUGGAGCUAAUGUCUGUUUUUAUAUAGCAUAUGGUAGAUUCUGAACAUCUGUCCAGACAUGACAAAAAAUAAAUCAAUAAAAAAAGUUGUCCUGUAUGUGACAGUUCGCUGUUCAUUAAGUAACUAUAAUAAGAAUAGAUCAUGUUUUCCUGACAAGGCCAUUCAAGUGUCAAAGCUAUUGUUUGGGGUGCACAUUUUGUAACCAUUGCAGAUUUUAUAUUAAGCAUCCAAUCCUUGAAAUGGUAUUUGCACUUUCAUAACUUUAUUUGAUACAUUCCCAGUUUAUAUGGAAAAAACAUAUGUGAUGUUUGGCCAUUGAAUUGGACCGAUAUGAGUGUGAAUCUUAAUAAAGUUUUUUAGACAAGUUCAGUUAAGUGAUAGUGUUCUUUAAAUUUAAUUGUUAAGACGGUGACAUUAAGAGCUUAUGGGAUGAAAAAAUUAAAUUACAUUGCAAAGACAAUAUACAAAUACAGCAAUAUGCUCACUGAAACAAAAAGCAGUAUUUCAAUAAGGAUCUAUUUAGACUUGAUUUCACCCUUAAAAAUGACUUUGGCUGGUAUCAUUUCAUGCACUUUGGUUGAUUCAGCCAUAUUAAAAAUGCUUUAUUGUUGAAAUUGCUUCCAAGAAAGUGCUUUUAUUGUGUAAGUGAUAAUUACAAAAACAGGUAGGACAAUGCAAUGGUUCCUGAUUGCUAGCAUUGCAGUGCCAGAUUACACAAAGUUUCAAGCACAGUUAUAGCUGUUAUGCCUUAGCAGUCCAGUAGAGUGUAGUAAAUUCCCAGAGAAUAGAGGAACAAGACUGAAUCACUCAGGGCACGAUGGCGUCUUUGAUACUGGCAAACAGUGCUGGCACUCUCCAUCCCAGACUCAUGGAAGCAAUUCAAGACGUUAUUUAGAGGAGGAGGAACUCAAAGUUUCCUCAAGAGGCCAUUAAAUACACCAGCAGAACAUCCUGCAUUAUAUUCCCACAGUCAAGAUGAAUUCAGUGUAAAUAAAAAAAAAAAAAGGAAUCUGAAAAUGCUGCUCUUUUAUUUUUAAGAAGGUGCACCUCUGGUGUUUGUGUGGGGCUAUCUAUAACACUAUAACUAUGAAUGAUUACAAUAUUAUCUGACAGACGUUUGGACAUUUCACUGGAGCUAAUUCUGAAGAAAUACAUUUUUAGACUGAUAUUAAAUGUAGUUAUGGACUUCUAAAAGCUGUUGUCUUUCCAUCAAAAUCUCUCUUGAUUUUAGGAUGAAUCUGUUGGGUUGCUACGACUUAUGUAUUUUAUCAGAAUUACCAUUUUUGCACAGCGGGCUACAAAAUAUCCCCAAAAUCCCAUAGACUUGCAUUAAAGGAAUAUUCUGUGUUCAAUACAAUUUAAUCUUCAGCUUUUGUGGCAUAAUGUUGAUUACCACAAAAAUGUAUUUUGUCUCGUCCCUUCUUUAAAAAAAAAAAAAAAAAAAAGGAAAAAUCUGGGUUACAGUGAGACACAAUGGAAUGGAAUGGGGCCAAUUUUUGGAGGGUUAAGAGGCAGAAAUCUGAAGCUUAUAAUUUUAUAAAAGCACUUAACAAUAAUUCUUCUGUUUAAACUCGUGUUAUUUGAGCUGUAAAGUUGUUUGAUGGACAUUUUACAGUUGUUUUAGAGUUUAUUGACAUUACAUUGCCAUGGAAAAGAAGUUGCAAAAUUGGCUAUAACUGACACAGAAUAGGUUAAGUGAUUUUAUCACAUUAAAUUAUGUUUACAAGCAUAUUGUUUUAUGUCUUGUGGCUAAACUUAAAAAAUUUGCCCCCCAUUCACUUCCAUUGUAAGUGCCUUGUGUAACCCAUUUUUUUUUUUUUAAAGGGGACCUAAUAUGCAAAAUUCACCUUUACAUGGUGUUUGAACAUAAAUGUGUGUUGGCAGUGUGUGUACACAACCACCCCAUAAUGAUAAAAAAUCCACUCUGUCCUUUUUUUUUUUAAUCCCCAUUUAUCAUAAGCACAAUCUCAGAACAAGCCAUUCGCAGAUUCUGUACAAAGUGACGUCACUUUGUACAGGCUCUGCCCACAACUGUUGACGAACA
This is a messenger RNA of Xyrauchen texanus (razorback sucker), 8038 nucleotides long. RefSeq names its product ankyrin repeat and IBR domain-containing protein 1-like. Gene Ontology annotation, biological process: ubiquitin-dependent protein catabolic process; protein polyubiquitination; positive regulation of proteasomal ubiquitin-dependent protein catabolic process. The record is from RefSeq and is a predicted model, not a curated record. Gene Ontology annotation, molecular function: zinc ion binding; ubiquitin protein ligase activity; ubiquitin conjugating enzyme binding. NCBI's taxonomy places the organism in Eukaryota, Metazoa, Chordata, Actinopteri, Cypriniformes, Catostomidae. Gene Ontology annotation, cellular component: cytoplasm; ubiquitin ligase complex.